AUGGAGCCAUUGGUAAAACGACAGCGUGCCGGUGAAGAGACGCCGCCGACAAAGCGACGGCAUAUGGAGGGGGAUCGGACGCCCCGGUCUCUAUCACAGCCCAUCAGCCCGCCUCCGAGGCGGAAGAACCGAGUGUGUCCAUCACCAUGGCAGCUCACAUGGGUCCCAGACCUGCCCGAGCCACAGAACCGCGAUGCCAUCAAGCUUGGGGAUAUCCUGGGCGACUCGCUCAUCUCCGAGUGCUGGGAGUUCAAUUUCUUGCACGACAUUGACUUCCUCAUGAACGCCUUUGACCCAGACACGAGGCACCUGGUCAAGGUGCACGUCGUGCACGGAUUCUGGAAGCAGGAGGACCCGAGUCGCCUAGACCUGAUGCAAGAGGCGUCAAGAUACCCCAACGUUGAGCUGCACGCGGCCUUUAUGCCCGAGAUGUUUGGCACCCACCAUUCCAAGAUGAUGGUGCUCUUGCGUCGCGACGGCACAGCUCAGGUCGUAAUCCUCACGGCCAACAUGAUUCCUAAGGACUGGACCGUCAUGGCCAAUGCCGUCUGGAGAUCUCCCUGGCUCCCGCUGUCCGCCCAGCCCAUGGCGGGGCACUUGCCCUGUCCGGACGAUCAUCCAGUGGGCAGCGGCGAAAGAUUCAAAGCUGAUCUCCUGUCCUACCUUGCUGCCUACGACAGGCGCAGAGUAAUCUGCAAACCUCUAGCUGAUGAGCUGCGCAAGUACGACUUCUCGGCCGUGCGGGCUGCGUUCGUCGCCAGUGUUCCGGGGAGACACGAGAGUCACGACAUGUACCAGCCAUCCUGGGGUUGGGCCGCUCUCAGGAGGGUCCUCUCAGCUGUGCCGUGUGAAGAUGGCGAGUCUGAAGUGGUUGUGCAGAUAUCAUCUAUCGCCACCAUGGGCCCGACAGACCAGUGGCUACAGAAGACACUGUUCGACUCACUAGGAAGGAGCUUUUCUUUCGGCAAAAAGCCAGAGAGGCCACAGUUCAAGGUCGUGUUCCCCACGGCUGAUGAGAUCCGACGUUGCCUUGGCGGGUAUAUGACUGGGGCAUCCAUCCAUACCAAGAUACAGUCGCGGCAGCAGGCCCUGCAGCUCAGGUAUCUCCGACCAACUCUACACCACUGGGCCAAUGACUCGGACCAUGGGAAGCCAUUGCCGGGUGACACCACCACGAGACGCCACGGCGGGAGAGCACGGGUUGCACCGCAUAUCAAGACGUACAUACGCUACAGCCAGAGGGGAACCAUAGAUUGGGCCAUGCUCACAUCUUCCAACAUGUCUAAGCAGGCCUGGGGUGACACAGCAGCGCCGGGAACGGGCCUCUUCCGCAUCGCGUCGUGGGAGGUUGGCGUCCUCGUAUGGCCCGACCUGUUUGUCGGUGACGAUGAGCAGCAGGAUGUCGCCAUGGUCCCGACAUUCCAAUGCGACAACCCUCUUGUGAUUCGGGAAGAAGAUAGGGAGGGAAAGGAAGGCCAAUACGAGGGGGUCGCAGCCAUGGUCCAGAACAUCCCCGUUGGGUCCCCGGCCCGCGGUGGGAGGAACCCGCUGUCGACGUCAUUCACGUCGUCAUCACCCCUGGCGGAGGCGUACCUUGCCAGCGACAUUGCCGCAUGCACUGACGACGGUGAGGAUGGAAUUGACCAAGACGCGGACCUCGAGGCGGACCGUCAGCUGACGCCAGGCCAUAUGGCGUACCGCCGUCCCAGCAGCGGUGUGGCCUAUGGCGGCACCCGUCCGGUCCUGGGCGCCCAGGUCGCAGACGAGGCUGGGCCGAGUCCCAUGGAGCGCCAACAGUCACGCAGCGCAGAGAUCAGCCUCCUGCGAGAUAACCACGUCUUGCCUCCCAAGCACGCCACGUCCAAGAAGCCGGAUGGUCUGCUCCGGCGUCUCUACCGUCGCGUGUUCAGCACCCGCGUGCUAGCCGAGGAGAUCACGACGGCGGGGGCGCGAGCACCCCCGGGGCAGCCAAGCGAGCAGUCGCCCCUUCUGGCAGGUGGUAGCGGCAGCGGUCGCGCGAACGGCGGCGCCGACGGCGGCGCCGCAGAUGGCGAGGAUGAGGAGGCCGCGUGGAUCCAGGCCGUGGCGGACGGUCGUCUGCGGACGACGUGGCAGCGCGAGACCAAGACCCUGGCCGAGUACUCUGCGCCUCUGAUCGGCACUUUCUUUCUACAGUACUCGAUCAACGUGGCGAGCAUCUUCGCCGUGGGGCGCAUCGGCAAGAACGAACUAGGCGCCGUGUCGGUGGCCAACAUGUCGGUGGCCAUCUCCUGCAUCGCGCCCUUCCAGGGCCUGGCGACGAGCCUGGACACGCUGUGCGCGCAGGCGUACGGCUCGGGACACCGGCACCUGGUGGGCCUGCAGUUCCAGCGCAUGACUUUCUUCCUCUUCACGCUCAUGGGGCCGGUCGCCGUGCUGUGGCUGUUCGCGGGCGACAUACUGGGCCGCCUCAUCCCGGAGCCCGAGUCGGUGCGUCUGGCGGCGCUGUACCUGCGCGUCAUGAUCUUCGCCAUCCCGGGAAUUAUCCUCUUCGAGACGGGCAAGCGCUUCACCCAGGCCCAGGGCCUCUUCCGCGCCACCACGUACGUCCUCGUCAUCGCCGCGCCUCUCAACAUCUUUCUCCUCUGGCUGCUCGUCUGGAAGCUGGAGCUGGGCUUCGUGGGGGCGCCCAUCUCCGUCGCCAUCAUGGAGAACCUGCUGCCGAUCCUGCUGUUCCUGUACGUCCGCUUCAUCGACGGGUCGCAGUGCUGGGGCGGCUUCAGCAAGCGCGCCUUCUCGAACUGGUGGGUCAUGAUCCGUCUGGCGCUGCCGGGCAUGAUCAUGGUCGAGGCCGAGUGGCUCGCCUUCGAGAUCAUGACGCUGCUGGCUAGCCGCUUCAGCGCCGAGCAUCUCGCCGCCCAGAGCGCCGUGGCCACGCUAGCGUCCAUAUCUUACCAGAUCCCCUUCCCCGUGUCUAUCGCCGCAUCGACGCGUAUCGCCAACCUUAUCGGUGCUGGGCUCGUGGGACCUGCCAAGUUGGCAGGCAAAGUCGCCUUUAUCGUAUUCUGCAUCAUUGGCACCUUCAACCUCACCGUCUUCAGCACCAUGCGCUACUACCUCGCCCUCCUCUUCACCCGUGACCCGGAUGUUGUCAGCAUCAUCACCCGCGUUCUCCCCAUCGUAGCUGUCAUGCAGGUCUUUGACGGCCUGUCAGCCGGUGCCCACGGUCUCCUCCGCGGAAUAGGGAAGCAGUCCAUCGGUGGGCCCGCCAACCUGAUCGCCUACUAUGUCAUUUCCCUUCCCAUCUCCCUUUGGCUAGCGUUCGGUUUAGGCUGGGAGCUCGAGGGUCUCUGGAUAGGUGUCACUGUCGGGCUUGUCGUGUGA
Molecule: messenger RNA, 3363 nt
Organism: Geosmithia morbida
Lineage: Eukaryota; Fungi; Ascomycota; Sordariomycetes; Hypocreales; Bionectriaceae
Product: multidrug resistance protein, MATE family
Exons: 5
Coding region: 1-3363 (1120 amino acids)
Biological process (GO): xenobiotic detoxification by transmembrane export across the plasma membrane; double-strand break repair; single strand break repair
Cellular component (GO): nucleus; membrane
Molecular function (GO): xenobiotic transmembrane transporter activity; antiporter activity; double-stranded DNA binding
Source: RefSeq, a predicted model, not a curated record